Molecule: messenger RNA, 171 nt
Organism: Pichia kudriavzevii
Lineage: Eukaryota; Fungi; Ascomycota; Pichiomycetes; Pichiales; Pichiaceae
Exons: 1
Coding region: 1-171 (56 amino acids)
Biological process (GO): translation
Cellular component (GO): ribosome; cytosolic small ribosomal subunit
Molecular function (GO): zinc ion binding; structural constituent of ribosome
Source: RefSeq, a predicted model, not a curated record
AUGGCACACGAAAACGUUUGGUUCUCCCACCCAAGAAACUUCGGUAAAGGUUCUAGACAAUGUAGAAUCUGUUCCUCCCACUCCGGUUUAGUCAGAAAGUACGGUAUCAACAUGUGCAGACAAUGUUUCAGAGAAAAGGCUAAGGACAUUGGUUUCACCAAGUUAAGAUAA